AUGGAGGCAGCUGCAGUGGUCACCCCCGAAGGUGGGGCCCAGGGGUGCAGGACACUGAGGUGGGGAGCUCUUCAGCUGCUGUUCCGCCUCCAGUGGGGUCUGGGAUCUCCUCGCAGGAAGUUUGAGUUUAAUCCGAAACUGGGCAUCGAUAACCCUGUCCUGUCCCUGGCUGAAGAUCAUGACCCCUCUGAUCUCUGGGCCCUGGCGAGGCCUCGCUUCUGCCUGCUGAGCAGAGAGGAGGGCAGGGAUUUUGGCUUCCAUCUGCAGCGGGGGCCCGGCAGGGUCCGCCAUGUGGUGUGCUGGGUGGAGCCGGGCACCUCUGCCCAGCAGCAGGGUCUUCGGGAAGGAGACCGGAUCCUCGGGGUGAACGCCCAUGUUGUGGAGCAUGAGGACUUCGAGGUGGUGGUGCGCCUGGUCCGGGCCAGUGGUCCCCGGGUGCUGCUGACCGUGUGGGCACAGCAAGCUCACGACGUGGCCCGAGCUCAGCAGGGGGACGGGGCCCUCCUCUGUCCUGCUCUCAGCCAGGGCGUCCGGCCCCGUCUGUGCCACGUGGUCAAAGACGAGGGUGGUUUUGGCUUUAGUGUGACGCACGACCAUCAGGGUUCUUUCUGGUUGGUGCUGACUGCGGGAGGAGCAGCUGAGCGGGCAGGGGUGCCCCCCGGGGCCCGACUGUUAGAAGUGGAUGGGGUCAGCGUGGAGAAGUUCACUCACAGCCGACUCAGCAGGAAGCUUUGGCAGAGUGGAGAGCAGGUGACCCUGCUGGUUGCAGGGCCAGAGGUGGAGGAACAGUGUCGCCUGCUGGGAAUGCCUCUGGCUGCACCGCUGGCAGAGGGCUGGGCGCUGCCCUCCCAGCCCCGCUGCCUGCACCUGGAGAGAGGGCCCCAGGGCUUCGGGUUCUUGCUCCGGGAGGAAAAGGGCCUUGGUGGUCGCCUGGGGCAGUUCCUGUGGGACGUGGACCCAGGACUGCCCGCUGAGAGGGCCGGGAUGCAGGCUGGGGACCGGCUGGUGGCCGUGGCUGGGGAGAGUGUGGAGGGGCUGGGCCACGAGGAGACCGUGUCCAGGAUCCGGGCGCAGGGCUCCCGGCUGUCCCUCACUGUCGUGGACCCUGCGGCUGACCGCUUCUUCAGCAUGGUCCGUCUGUCCCCGCUCCUCUUCCUGGAGAGCACAGAGGCUCUUGCCUCUCCCCAGAGCACCUGCUCAGCCUCUCUGCCGGAGACCAAGGAGCCCCCGCCUGACGACACGGCCGUGCCUCCUGUCCCCGGGGGCUCCCGCCUGUGCCUCCUGUACCCGGGGCCUGGAGGUGGCUAUGGCUUCCGCCUCAGCUACGUGGCCGAUGGGCCUUGUCUCUUCGUCUCCCAGGUGACCCCAGGAGGCUCAGCGGCUCGGGCGGGGCUGCAAAGGGGAGAUGUCAUCCUGGAGGUGAACGGGGACUCUGUGGACGGACAGGGUGACCUGGGAAGGCUCCAGCAGCUGGCCGAGGCGGAGCCACCUCUGUGCCUGAAGCUGGCCACCAGGUCUCCGCAGGGCUCGGAGGCGCGGGUUCCCCCAGAGCCUGCAGGGGCGAGGAAGGAGAGACAGAGGGCCGGGGACCAGGACGGAGGGGAAUCAGAGAGGAGUGGGCUGUAGCCUCCGACCUGCUGUAGUGCCCCCUCCUUGGCACGGACCUGCCCACUAGCCUUCCUGUUUUCACUCUCCAGUCGGAGGUGGUAGCAGCUGGACCUCUAGGACUCUGGACAAUCACAGGCUUGCCCAGAGCCUGCCUUCCUUCCCAGGGGCACAGCUCCCAGAAGAGGGUGUGGCCAGAGGCCUGGGUGGGCCCCCGGGAAUCCCCCCCAUCCGGCGCCGGGGAAGCCCUGUGGGAGCUUUGGAGGCUGUGCCCGGAGGAUGGAGGUCUGCCUGCGAGGACGUUGUGACUUUGUGGUUUAUAACGAGAACGCGUAUUUGGUCCCGAUGUGCAUUCCUGGCACAGAGCUCCUACAGCCUGCGGAACUCCCUAAGCAGUAGGAGCAACAGGGGUCUCGUUAUUCAUAGAAAGCUCCCUUCAGCCACACCCAGUUUUGUCACUGAGGUGGCUUUUGGAGCAUCUUAGGAUGGGAGAGACCGGUUGCCAGGGGGACCAAUGGGGUUGAAGCUUUCAGCCCCCCCCUGGCCUCUGGGAGGGGAGAGGGGCUGGAGCGUGAAUGAAUCACCAGUGACUUAAUCACCAUGCUUACGUGACGAAACCCUGGAAGGACACUGUUCAGACAGCUUCCCAGUGGCCGAGCGAGCGGAGGUGCUGGGAGGGUGCUGUCCAGAGAGGGCAGGUGGCUCCGUGCCCUGCCCCAGGCAUCUCGUCUCUGUCCCUCCUUGAAUUGCAUGCUUUACAAUAAACUGCU
Molossus molossus (Pallas's mastiff bat) is the source of this 2375-nucleotide messenger RNA. It is a transcript of the gene NHERF4, whose product is annotated as PDZ domain containing 3. The coding region runs from base 1 to 1626 and encodes 541 amino acids. The record is from RefSeq and is a predicted model, not a curated record. Gene Ontology annotation, biological process: protein localization to plasma membrane. The transcript has 10 exons. NCBI's taxonomy places the organism in Eukaryota, Metazoa, Chordata, Mammalia, Chiroptera, Molossidae. Gene Ontology annotation, cellular component: apical plasma membrane. Gene Ontology annotation, molecular function: protein-membrane adaptor activity; signaling receptor binding.